GUGAAUAGGGAAGUGGCGCAAAUUCGUGGAUCGCUCCGCUGAGCCUGUUCGUCGAAGCCGUCGCCACCUCCGCCGCCGCCCCCUGUCCCGGCCCCCCCCCCUGGGUUUCCUCAGCCCAGCUCGGUCCAGCCCGGUUCUCGGGAGAAUGAAGUUCGUGUACAAAGAGGAGCAUCCGUUCGAGAAGCGCCGCUCUGAGGGCGAGAAAAUCCGAAAGAAAUACCCAGACCGGGUCCCGGUGAUAGUGGAAAAAGCUCCCAAAGCUCGGAUAGGAGAUUUGGACAAAAAGAAAUACCUGGUGCCUUCAGAUCUUACAGUGGGUCAAUUCUACUUCUUGAUCCGGAAGCGAAUUCAUCUCCGUGCUGAGGAUGCCUUGUUUUUCUUUGUCAACAAUGUUAUUCCACCUACCAGUGCCACGAUGGGUCAGCUAUACCAGGAGCACCACGAGGAAGACUUCUUUCUAUACAUCGCCUACAGUGAUGAAAGCGUCUACGGCGAAAACACCAUCUCCUUCAGGACCUGCACUUAAUGUUUGAGGCUGUUUCUCCUGUCCCUCUCAGCAGGAGGGGUAGUGGAGGACACAGUCUCCAUACAUCUCCUUUCUUUCCCCUGUUUGCCCUCAUUCCCACUCUGCUUUAGACUUCUUGAUUGUCAAUCUCUGUCACAUCCGUCGAUUGUUUUGGUUUCUAUUCCCUUUCUAACUGCCCAAGCAGGCUCCCUUCCUUUCAGUACCUUCUUUUUGGGGGGGUAGAUGGAAGGGAUUAACAUUGUCGGGGGGAGGUAGGAGGCACAUCAAUAAAGAAGAAACCACCGAGCUGAACUGA
This is a messenger RNA of Alexandromys fortis (reed vole), 821 nucleotides long. RefSeq names its product GABA type A receptor-associated protein (gene Gabarap). NCBI's taxonomy places the organism in Eukaryota, Metazoa, Chordata, Mammalia, Rodentia, Cricetidae. Gene Ontology annotation, biological process: autophagy of mitochondrion; autophagosome assembly; macroautophagy. The transcript has 5 exons. The coding region runs from base 146 to 526 and encodes 126 amino acids. The record is from RefSeq and is a predicted model, not a curated record. Gene Ontology annotation, cellular component: cytosol; autophagosome; autophagosome membrane. Gene Ontology annotation, molecular function: ubiquitin protein ligase binding; GABA receptor binding.